Molecule: messenger RNA, 1954 nt
Organism: Theobroma umbraticum
Lineage: Eukaryota; Viridiplantae; Streptophyta; Magnoliopsida; Malvales; Malvaceae
Product: zinc finger CCCH domain-containing protein 3-like
Molecular function (GO): mRNA binding; metal ion binding
Source: RefSeq, a predicted model, not a curated record
UAAAAAGAAAAAGAAUUUUAUUUUAUUUUUAGAAAAAAUCAAAUUGGAAUAUUUUGUAGGAUUUCACUUUUUCAUUCUUUAUAAACUCUUUCUUAUUUUCCACGAGAAAAAAAAAUAGAGAAAUUUCUGUCUCAUUGCACUCUCUUGAUCAUCACCAUCAUUUUACUUAAUAUCAAACGGAAAUCUUUUUUUUAUUAUUAUUAUUUUCAGAAAAUCGAACAAAAUUUGCUUUGAUUUAUGUUAAGAAAUUGAAGAAUUUUUUUUUUUGUGGAUUUUGAUUGUUUUGAUCAAAAAGUAGGAAAGGUUUACAUAAAAAUUCUGUGUCCACCGCCCCCGAUGCCGGAUAAUCGGCAAGUUCAGAACAAUGCUGUGUCGAAUCAAUCCGCUGAUAACAUUGAAGAAGCAAUUUUGCGGUUGAAAAUUAAUGAUAAUAAUCAAGAGGUGGGUGUUUCUAAAUCAACCGCGUACCCUGAUCGUCCUGGUGAGCCGGAUUGUUCUUAUUAUUUAAGGACUGGAUUAUGUGGUUAUGGAACUAACUGUCGUUUCAAUCAUCCGACUUAUGCUGCCCAGGGUGGCCAAUAUAGAGAAGAACUCCCUGAAAGAAUUGGACAGCCAGACUGUGGGUACUUUCUAAAGACAGGAACUUGCAAAUAUGGACGAACAUGUAAAUAUCAUCAUCCAAAGGACAGGAAUGGUGCUGGACCUGUUACAUUUAACAUUGUUGGUCUUCCCAUGCGUCAGGAUGAAAAACCAUGUCCUUAUUACAUGCGAACUGGAUCAUGCAAGUUUGGAGUUGCAUGCAAGUUCCAUCAUCCCCAGCCUCCAUCAGCUGGUGCUGGCUUACCUGGAAAUGGACCUGUGUCAUCAUCAAUUUUGCCACCAUCAGGUGUGUCAUAUGCUGGUGGAUUACCCACAUGGUCAUUGCCUAGGGCACCAUAUGUUUCUGGCCCACGUUUACAAGGUCCCCAAAGCUACAUGCCUGUUGUUGUUUCUCCUUCCCAAAGCAUAAUACCUGCGCAUGGCUGGAGCACUUACAUGGGAAAUAUGAGCUCUGUAUCUUCUACUGGUAUUCUUGGAUCCAAUUUUGCUUACAACUCAAUGAAUCCUGCUGAGUCAGGUUCUAGUGGACAGGUGUUCUUGUCAUCAACAUCUGCUUCAAAUUUCCCUGAAAGACCUGAUCAACCAGAAUGUCGGUAUUAUAUGAACACUGGCACUUGCAAAUACGGAUCUGAUUGCAAGUACCAUCAUCCGAAGGAAAGGAUUGCAAAUUCUGCGGUAAAUAAUAUCGGCCCACUGGGGCUUCCUUCAAGACCUGGGCAAGCUGUAUGUUCUAGCUACACUAUGUAUGGGCUCUGCAAAUAUGGUCCAACAUGCAGAUUUGAUCACCCUUAUUUGGGAUAUCCUUAUAAUUAUGGCCUAAGCCUGCCUUUAUCUGUGUUUGAUACGUCUCUCCUAACAUAUCAAAGAAUAUCACCAACAGCCCAUUCGUCUGAAGCUCCCCUGUCAUCAAAGCUUCCUGAUUGGGCACGGAAUACUGAUUCUGUGAGCAAGAAACAUCAGAACUUGGAGACUAAGAAUUCAGAUGAUCCACCUGAACAGGCUGCUUCUCCACCACAUUCUUUGCAGAGUUCUUCAAAAGCCUCACAUGAUUAAACUGAUUUAAUCAGUCAUUUUGUUAUCUUUUGACUUGUCUCUUUUGUUAAUUUGUACCCUUGAAGGAGACUUUGAUGAUAUGUACCUCCUGCACCCCUUUCACCUGUGAUCUGGCAGAGUGUUAUAGGUUGUUUGGAGAUUUGCUAUUAGCAAAAUGCUGGGGGGCAGGAAGGCAUUUUUUUGUGGUGAAUAAAAUGCAGGUGAAAAGUUGUAAGAUCCUUUUCCUUUCUUGGAAUUCAUCUCCUGCUCAAGGAUGAAUGCUUUUAUGUUAAUAGAGUCACUAGAAUGUUUUAGUUUGAUA